AACGCAUCGCCAGCGGAUGAAUUGAGAUCGCCGUAUUCUAUUUUUCCUUCCAUUCAUGAAGUUUGGUAUCGUGAAAACUGAUAGCCAUUUCGCGAUCGUUGCUCCACUACGAAGUGAUUGUGUUGCGGUCUAAAACGUGUUUUCUGUCUGUGUUUUUGUUUUUAUUUCUUUUGGUUUUGUUGUGUUGUGUUGCAUUGUUUUGAAGCGGUUUUUGGGCACGUCUCGUACUCGUAGCAUACACCUAUGUGGUGCAUUCUGAAAUUCUGCGAAACGAUUUGUUGGUGUUUUCCCAUUUUUGCGUAGAGCAAAUAAUUAAAUGAUUAGAUGAAGACGGUAGUGGUUGGUGAUCGUGUGUAGUGUCGCCACAAUAGAUUCCGAUCACGUAUGUAGAACAAACGUAGUGAAUAAGUUGCCAAUUAUCGCCGAGAAAGAUAAAAUAAAAUAGAAAUGAAAUGAAAACAAAACAAAAUCGAAUGGAGUCAAUAAAAACACGCCUUAUAUGAAAUUUUAAUGUCUAUAAUUAGACAAUUGUGAUCGAACCAGUGAUUGAUAGAUUGAUUGGGUCCGUUGGAGGCAAAAAUCUCCCGUUGUGUUUGGUCAUCAGUAAUCGAUUAUUUAGUGUUUCCAAUUAAAAGCGUGACUACGCCGCCGACCGACAACGACCCACAUAAAAAUAAGUGAAAUUUAAUUGUGGAUCUUCAUUUAUAGAAGUGUAAAUCUAAGACGCAUGCGUCUUGACAACUAGAAACAAAAAUGACACAUACCGAUGCACCAAAAAGUGCAACGGCAGCAACGCCAAAAUCUACUCUUGGCAAGCGGGCCGCUAAGAAGCUCUGGAAAUUAAUAACUGUAAAUACGCAGCAUGAUGGUGGCACACAUGAUGUUCCCACAUCAACGCCUGCGCGAAUUGCACAUGGCUCCAAGACAUGUCGUGACAUGACGACGCUGCCUGUGCCAGACACCUUCGUCAAUGAUAAGGCCUCAACGCUAUCCCUUUCCACCAAAUACUCUUCCACGAAUUCCUCGUCGACGCUUGACUCCAACUCGCAAAAGUCCUUGUGCACACUUAAUGAGGCUGCCAAAUUAUUUCCACGUAAUAUGCCCAGCAUCAGACGGAGUCGCCGCCGUUUGCAACAGAACGGCAGCGGCACGCAACGAGCCACCAGUCGAGAGAAGCCGACCACAGACACUGCAGCAAAAACAACCACAGCAAAGGCAAUUUUCAAUGCAUCACAAAAAAGUGCCUUUGCCAGGGUUUCUCAAACGCAAAGUGUUGCAACGAUGACGACCGUACAUUCCAAUAAACCACCAUCCAAGAAAUCCAAAGCUAACUGUUCUAAGCAUCAGCAUCGUGCGAAUGGCACAAACACGAAAACCCCAACCACAAUUACGAAUAAUUUACCGCAGAAGAAAUGUUCUAAAACUAGUCAAAAUCGCAAUGAAAAGUCCAGCAGCAGCAGCAAGUCAAUCAAACACCAUGCAAAAAUCCAUCAUGCCACUCCAUCAUCAGCGCCAGCCAUGACAUCAAAAUCAUUGUCACAGCCACAGUCACAGCAGACCAGGCUAACGCCCAAAUUGUCUCAAAUACUUUACCAUGGCACCGGCGACGCUAUAGACGCCAUGCACUCGCAGCAAUCCAGUUUGAUCAGCUACGAUCUGAGUUGCACCACCAGCCAGCAGAGCAUCCAUGGCAGUGACAACAACAACAAAGUUGGUCACAAACUUGUCCCAAACAUGUCAGAUGACACAAUUCUAUCAUCGGGCAUAUCAUGUCCCAGUGAGACACACUCCGAAGCGAGUGCCACCGACUCGCCGACGUUCCAUCAAACGCCUGUCAUACAUCAGACAGUGGCCAAAGCGUUUCAAUACAAUCAACGACACCAUCAUCUUGUCAUUGACGAUAAUCCUGACGAAGAUGCACUUAUUUCCCUGGAAUUGGAAAUGAUAACUGGCCGAUGUGCCGGCGAACAGAACGUUCGGCCAUUGCCUACCAAGAAUACUCCUUCGACCGAUCCCGCUCUGAAGGUGAUGGGCUUGCAAAAUUUGAAUAAGUGCCGUAAUCGCAAUGCCGUUUGGAUGCAUGCCACCGUUAGCGAUGAUCAACAGCUAAGCGAUAUUGAGGAACAGUUACAGAAAAUAAAACCAACGCCGAAUAAUAGUUAUAGUGGGAACAUUGCGAGGAACGCUGCAAUGGGACGGCCAUCAAAUGCUACGUCAAACACAUUAGCCAAGGAUUCGUGUGCCACAGCUAGCCAAGCUGCAACAUCAUCAUUGCCGCAGCGGUCUGCACCGAAGAAACCUCAUCACGAGUUGCUGGCCGAGGUCAUUAUGCAACAGCCAAGUGAUUACUACACACAAACCGAAAGUGAACUCUUACAAUUGGAGGCAGCCGGAGUGCACUUGCCAGCCUAUCAAUUGCAGGCCGUCGAUCCGACACUGACACAGCUUGCACAACCAACCGUUCAACAGACGUCGACGCAGCAGCAGCAACACCAGCAUCAUCACCAUUCACACUCGCAUCUGCAUAGUCUUCCACCGCCGAAUUUGAAUAAUAAUGAUCGCUCUACGCCCACCUCAUCAUCGAAUGCCACACCCAGUAGCACAAGUCACAUUGAUCCAGCGUCAAGUAGCAGCAAUGGCGGCAGCAGUCACACAGCCGCAUCAACACAUUUUAUGGGGCCCCCACAGCGUCGACACUGCCAGCCGCCCAAUAAUUUGCCGCUCAGUUCGAUCACAUCGCCACUGCGUGCCAACUACAAGACGGCAGCCUAUUUACACAGUCAUCAUCAGCAAUUAGAAUUCCAGCGUAACUCACAAUCGGAUGAUGACAGUGGCUGUGCACUGGAAGAGUACACCUGGGUGCCGCCGGGUCUUCGCCCCGAUCAGGUUCGUUUGUAUUUCUCUCAAUUACCCGACGACAAGGUGCCGUACGUAAAUAGUCCAGGCGAAAAAUAUCGCAUUAAACAAUUGCUACAUCAACUGCCGCCACAGGACAAUGAGGUCCGCUACUGCCACUCCUUAAGCGAUGAAGAACGCAAAGAAUUGCGUAUAUUUUCGGCGCAACGAAAACGUGAAGCUUUGGGUCGUGGCGCAGUACGACUGCUCUCCGAUGAACGUCCCUGCCAAAAUUGCAACGAACAACUUUCCUCCGGUGACAUUGUGGUCUUUGCCCAGCGUCUGGGCGCACAAGUCUGCUGGCAUCCUGCCUGUUUUGUGUGCUGUGUCUGCAAGGAAUUACUGGUGGAUUUAAUAUAUUUCCAUCGUGAUGGUAACCUCUAUUGCGGACGACAUCAUGCUGAAACCCAAAAGCCACGUUGCUCGGCAUGUGAUGAGAUCAUUUUCUCCGACGAGUGCACCGAGGCAGAGGGUCGCACCUGGCAUAUGAAACAUUUCGCAUGCUUCGAGUGCGAUCACCAGCUAGGAGGUCAACGAUACAUAAUGCGCGAUGGCAAACCGUACUGUCUGAGUUGCUUCGACACCAUGUUCGCCGAAUACUGUGAUUAUUGCGGCGAAGUUAUCGGUGUCGAUCAGGGACAAAUGUCACACGAUGGCCAGCACUGGCACGCCACCGAUCAGUGUUUUUCAUGUUGCACAUGUCGUUGUUCGCUGUUGGGACGACCGUUCCUGCCGCGUCGUGGAACCAUUUAUUGUUCGAUUGCCUGCAGUAAAGGUGAACCGCCAACGCCGUCUGACACCAGUUCGGGACCACAGCUAAGGCCAACGCAUCGUGCCAGCACCACCAGCCAAAUUGCCAGAUCACCACGUCCGGGUAAGGGAUCGCAUAGUAAAGAUCGCCAUGGUGGUAAGAGCUCUGGUAGUGCGGGCGAUCUUUUGGAACGCCAGGAAAGACAAAGAAGAGAAGAUUUGGGCCGACUAAUGCUUGCCCGUAAUAUGGAAGCGGUGGGAGUGCCUGGUAUACCCAGACCUGCCCAUCCGCCACCCAUUGAUCUUACAGAGUUGGGUAUAAGCUUAGAUAAUAUAUGUGAUGGAGAUAAAACAAUAUUCGGUGAUCCCAAUAUUACCGCCUCCCUACCCGAUAUGUUGGUGUCCAAAGGUGAAGAUUCUCACAGUUAUCAGAGCAUUGAUAAAAUCAUGCUAAACUCACCCACUGCUUCCGACAUGACCCAAUCCACCCAAGAAAUCACCAAUGAAUUAGAUCUGGAUAAUGAAAACGACAAUGGCUUCAAUAGCUCACCCCAAGAUAAUUAUGAACGAAUUAAAGACGAUAUCGACGACGAUGAUGAUGACGACGAGGAUGAGGAAAAUAAUCGCCACCCCACUAAAGAGGUACGCUUCCAUAGCAUACAAGACACCAUGUCGCGUUCCAAAAGCUACACAGACAACUCGAAUGCCAGACGUCGUCGACGCAAACGCAACCAAUCACGUAGCAACUCCGAAAUGCAAAUCAAUCAGACCAAUUUGCGAUUGCACAAUGCCCAGACUCAGGCGGGUUCGAGUGCCGUAAGAAAUUCGGAUAAUUGUGAUACAGCCAGCAUUUGCUCCACAUGUUCGUCGAGUUCGUCCAGUGAUAUGGACGACUAUGUUUACCGUUUGCCGGCACGCAAACACUAUGGCGGUGUGCGUGUCUCGUAUGUCCCGAACGAUGCUAUCGCUUAUGAGAAAAAGAAGAAACAGGCCAUGGAACAGGCAAACACAUACAGCAGUGGUAGUGGUGGUGGCGGUGUAACAACGGCCAACGCAACUGGACCAAUGGCUAUGAGCAGUACCAAUUCGACUAUUGGCACUGGUGGGGAUGGCAAGAAUUGCAUAAUAUCAUGACAACCUCCGAUUUUGCCACCACCACCAUUCAAUCUCAGCAGCUAUUACAUCCUGGACACCAUACUGGAGGAGGAGAGAUUUGUGGCCAUAGAAAAGAAACCUGGUUGUUUUAGACGUUUCUGGAAUAUAUUGAGUUCAAGUAAAAAUAAGCAGCAAUCGAAGCAUUUAGAAAAUGUUUAAGUUGCAUCCAACUCCAUAGAUAUAGACAGACUAGACUAGAGGAUAGCAUAUAAACCUACUGAAGACUGCAAAGUCAUGUAACUUUCGUACACAAUUUAAAAAUUGUACUCCUGUAAUCAAUGAAUUCGGAAUGUUGAAUGUAUCUGUACAUAUUCGUAUAUAGACGUAGAUUUACACACCAAAUAGACCAUAUCUGAUUCGCUGUAUCGGAAUAAUGUAAAAUUUAAUUGUUAAGUUAUUUCGUAUUUCAUCAUAUCAGAGUAAGAGAAGUCAGUUUACAAAUUAUGUCAAGUUAAGUUGUUGUACACUGAUCCAUAAUGCUAAACAUUAAUAAAAAGAAUAAAUGAUUAUUAUAAUGUAUGUCAUUUAAAAAUACAAAGUGGU
Musca domestica (house fly) is the source of this 5343-nucleotide messenger RNA. RefSeq names its product protein espinas. NCBI's taxonomy places the organism in Eukaryota, Metazoa, Arthropoda, Insecta, Diptera, Muscidae. Bases 754 to 4779 code for a protein of 1341 amino acids. The transcript has 6 exons. The record is from RefSeq and is a predicted model, not a curated record. Gene Ontology annotation, molecular function: zinc ion binding.